Pelobates fuscus (common spadefoot toad) is the source of this 1383-nucleotide messenger RNA. It is a transcript of the gene TEX26, whose product is annotated as testis expressed 26. The transcript is spliced from 8 exons. The record is from RefSeq and is a predicted model, not a curated record. NCBI's taxonomy places the organism in Eukaryota, Metazoa, Chordata, Amphibia, Anura, Pelobatidae. Gene Ontology annotation, cellular component: cytoplasm. Bases 66 to 1100 code for a protein of 344 amino acids.
CAGACGCGCCUGACUUCCACAAGUUGAAAUAGAACCGGAGUAGAAGGAACCCAUUCAUCACCAGCAUGAUCUCCACGUUCUCCACCCAGCUGAAUGGAGAUAUACUGAAGCCCCAGUUUAUGGAGCAACUAUCUUAUCUGAAAGAAAGAAGCAAAUCCGCUACAGACAAGCAGAAAUGUGACCAUUUGUCUAAGUGUUUGCAUUUGUCCUCAACAUUACAAGGUACCAAACAUCCCAGUGUCAGAGACAAAACUCCAACAAGGCCGAAAACAGCAAUGGCUACACUAGGAGGAAACAUGUGGAACCCGUAUGAAACAUCAAUGAAUCGUGACUACUCACAUAGAAUUGGCCCACCAACUCAAGCACGACGCCCCAAAACUUCUAACGGUUACAGGAAUCCAUAUCACUUGCGUGAUCCUAUCGGAAUGAGCAUUUACACAGAUGACUUUUGUUUUAAGCCAUAUUCCAAACCUGACCUGAUUAGGACAGCAACAGCUUCAGGGUCCAGAAGCCACAAUCCGAAUCCAAAUAAGAAACCAGAUUUUAUUGCUUGGAGGCUCCCUCGUGAACAAAAACAUAUCCCUUUGGGCACCCACUCAUCGAGCAAGAAGCCCCCCACAGACGAAGAUUUGCGGAGAACAAUGAAAGCGCAGUUUUGCUCAACAUAUAAAGGAGACUAUUUGGGGAUACCGCAGGGCUAUCAAGUGAAAUAUGCUAUAAACCCUCCGCCAGACUGGAAAAAGGAGAUACCUCGACCUCUUGAUACAGAGUCAAGAUUUAAUUACCAAGUUCAGCCACAUCCACCAGAACUCAGAGAUUUUACCCACAAAUAUGGAUGCUAUUCAAAUCGGCAUGUUCCUGCUAAGGGAGUUGUGCCCACUGUGGUUUCUUCCCAUAUCCAAAACCAAGAGAAUAAAAAGCAGUUGACUACAUACCAGAGACACUUUGGAAAAGAGUAUGUUAAUGUUCUUGCUCUGACAAACUCGUUGGAUCCAGAGGACCUAAAGCUAUACCUGAGAAGUGCCCCAUCUGAAGAAAGAAGAAUAUUAGAGCGGUUCCUUAGCCAUUCUGAUGGAGCAAAUCAUCUAACCAUACAAUAAUAUCAAAACAAAGUGAAAUAACUUGCUUGAUUUCCAGUUGAAUUUAAAUAGGUGUGUGUGUGUGUUUUGUGGCACUUCUACAGCUGAAAAGUUUUAGAUUUAGGUAGCAUUUUCUACCUCAAUUAAUUAAUACCUGCCUUUGAGCAUUAACAAACUGCAGUUAUAUCAUGAUUUGCUUGUCUACUGGUUCUACAUAAACGUAGAAAACAACACUUCUAAUUUUACUUAAAUUUGUUUACAUACAAAAAUCAUUAUUAUGAUAAUAAAAAUAUCAUAUUAUUAA